Messenger RNA from Carcharodon carcharias (great white shark), 464 nucleotides. RefSeq names its product LIX1-like protein. Bases 61 to 438 code for a protein of 125 amino acids. Gene Ontology annotation, biological process: autophagosome maturation. The record is from RefSeq and is a predicted model, not a curated record. Gene Ontology annotation, cellular component: cytoplasm. The transcript is spliced from 2 exons. Lineage: Eukaryota; Metazoa; Chordata; Chondrichthyes; Lamniformes; Lamnidae.
GGCGGUGGGCGGUGUCGGGCCUGCCGUCCCCAUCUCCCCAUUCCCGGCCCCAUCUUUCUGAUGGAGUCUCUCCGGCCUCAGCCGUCCUCACCCGGCGGCACUUUCCGCGGCCUCCUGCCCGGGGCGUCGGGCUCAGCGCUCGGGCCUGUGGCAGGCCCGGUCCCCGGUGCCGGAGCGGCUGAUGAGCGGAGCCGGGCGGUGCUGAGGGAGGCGGUGGAGGCCGUGGUGAAGAGUUUCGCCAAACACACCCAGGGAUACGGCCGAGUGAACGUGGUAGAGGCUCUGCAGGAGUUCUGGCAGAUGAAGCAGAGCAGGGGGGCAGAGCUGAAGAAUGGAGCGCUGGUGGUGUACGAGAUGGUGCCCGCGAGUAGCCCCCCAUAUGUCUGCUAUGUCACCCUGCCAGGGGGCAGCUGCUUUGGCAGUUUCCAGGUACAGUGACUGCAUGGUUAUCUUGUGAAGGGCGA